GGGGGGGGAGUUGGUCGCAGCUGGUCGUGCUGGCGAGAUGCUUGCUAGUGUUGGUGCGAUGGUCACCUUCCACUCCGCCAUCAGCUGGUUUUUGGUGCUAGAUGGUGGUAGUGUUGGUGCACGGGGUUCAAAAGCAAAUAUAAAUAUCAAAUCGGGCGGGCUGGCAAGGCCUACUUUUCCGAACCGGUUCGGAAAGGUGGAAACCCGUUUCGCGCAGGGAACCGGUUUUGCUGUUCGGCACACCCGCGGUUGGGGAAGUUCGGGCCGACGCUAAGGUGCGCAUGUCCCGCACGGUCCCGAAGCGUGGAAGCACUCACGCCGCACCAGCACAUAUCGCCGGAAGGCGCGUCAGUUUGCCAUCGGCGAACGGGUUUUCAUGCGAAAUCAGUCAGUUUGGUGGAGAUUCUCACGCGAGUCGAACCGAGCCGUAAAUGGGAUUUGAGAAUUAGCCGACCCGAGGCGAGCGUCACAGCGCAACCCGUAACUUAGCGCGAGCCCCGUGCGUGUGUCCGCCGCCGUGUGUGAUGAUUAUGCAAAUGUGCAAGGUGCGAAACGGGUGCAACGGUCACACCGGAGUUCAUGUGCAACGGGAAUGAAAUGCGAAACGAAACGUACUAAUACGUGUGCUAUUACUAGCCGUGCUACAGUGUUGAACCGUUACUAAUUCAAAACGACCAAACAGUGGGUGUCCGUGGUGCUGUGAGGGUGGCAAUGUUUUCCUUUCGAAACCGAUCCCCGGAACCGGUGUAAUUAAGCAGAAUAAACCGUGCCCCCCGCCGUUCGUUCAGUUCGGGGAAAACGUUGGGAAAACAAUAAUUUGAUCGGAAAAAAGGUGAAAAAAGGUGUACCGAAAAAAAACCGAGCUGACAGUUUGACACGCGUUUAUUUCACCUCGUCAGUGCGGAGUGUUGCACCCAAAAAAAAAGUGUCCGGUUGAAAAGCGCUCGUUUCGGUCUCACCUUCCCUUUAUGACGUGGUGCCCGUCAGCACGGGAACGAUUAAAUUAAUUUUUCUAUUCAGUUCCGAUAGCCGCCUUCUGGCCGCCCCGUCGCGACGGUUCCACGCUCACCGGGAGCGGCAACGAUAUUGGAUUAGAUUACGGCUUACGGCAUGACAGUUAUUUAGUUGACGAGUCGGUCCACGCGGACAAAAAAGUGCAAUCGUUUCCCUCGACACCACGGCCUGCUGCUGAUGAACUGACGGGCGCUAGCACGCCGACAGCCACUGGCUUGUUUGAAGUCAAGCGAAACAAUACAACAAAAAAUGGAAACAUAACAUCAUCCCUGGAAACUGCAUCAUCAAUCCAUUGCAGGGUCCGCGGCGGUGAUCCAAAAGGGUCCGCUUGACGCGAUACAUACUAAUGAUUUAAUAAUGCGGGCGCGUAUGCAAAUGAAGGCUGCUGACGAUGGCAGUCGCUGUCCGGGACAUGAUGGCAGCCUUCUUGCGACGGCAUCUCCGGCCUCGCGCCUCUGAACUGCGCCGCACGACUGGGCGGUGGUGUGGUGGUCAGACCGUUUGAGCUACUUGAGCCAACAACACGCAAAAAAAAGUACAACCUAUCCUUCAUCACCAGCGUCAGCGUCAAGCGAGCUUGGUACUUGGGUGCACUUGGGUGGUCCUCGCGCGAACUCGCGAACUAACUCCAAACACUGCUGAAUCAUUCAGUCCUGUUUGUGGUGACGGUAGUGCGCUUGCUGCCGAUGGCAGCCUAACCCGUGACACCGGAGAAUCGGGUUACUGGACACCCAGUAUGAAUGUGCGUGUGUUCGAGAGUUUUUUUUCCUCGUUUCUUCCACUCUUUGUUUGCUGUGCUUUGAUUUGAGCGCGAGAAAAACUGAUUCGAAGCGUGAGUUGGUGCGCUAAAAAGUGCGUGCGCGUGCAGCGAGAGGAGUGAUUGAUGAAUAAUUUAAAAUGUGCUGACUGACGGUGAAGCAAAAGCCGCGGGAGAGUGUUCCUGUCAGAGGCCGUAGGUAGGAGAACCUACGCUCGGCGAUGUUUGAAGUGGAUAUCAUAAAUUAAUCUACCACACAGUUGUGAUCUUCGCGCUGUGGAGCGAAUCCCACGAAGAAAAAGUCUAGUGAAAGUGCACAACGCGAAGGAGUGGUACGUACGGCAAUAAAAGCAAAAGGUGGCCCUUAACGUGUGUGUUUCUAUGUGUGUGUGUAGUAAAAUGGUGUAAGCCCACCAGACCCCAUUGUUGGCGAGUGUGCGGCCAGUAGCCUCCCAAGACGCUGGUGGUGGCGACCCGAGGACGCCUGCAGGGGGAGCAGUAACGAAAUAUUUUUCCCAUCAGCCGUCGGCUUUCUCGUGGGCCAUCCAAUUGCUGCCUCCUCGGCUGUGGGUGGCGACAAGCAACGCAACGCGUAAAGGCGGGCCGCACCCACCCAAAACCACCCAAACCACCAGCCAAUAGAAAAAUCAACAUGGAAACACGAAUAGGAUUAUUAGGAUUAUUUUUCUAUUACUUCGUCGUGAUUUCUACGGUGCUCAACAUCAUCAGCGGCGAGGUGCAAUCCUACUGGGAGCAACCCUUUGCGCAGCCUUACUUCGACAAUAGCACAAAGCGGGAGGUCACCGCCACCGUGGGCCAGUCCGCAUUGCUGCACUGCAGAGUCCGGAAUCUGGGCGACCGAGCGGUGUCCUGGAUACGGAAACGUGACUUACAUAUCCUCACCGUGGGCAUUCUCACUUACACCAACGACCAGCGCUUCCAGUCGCUGCACACCGAGGGCAGCGACGAGUGGACGUUGCGCAUCACGUCGCCCCAGCCCCGGGACUCCGGCACCUACGAGUGUCAGGUAUCGACGGAGCCCAAAAUUUCCCAAGCCUUCCGCCUCAACGUAGUGGUUUCGAAGGCGAAAAUACUCGGCAACUCGGAGCUAUUUAUCAAAAGCGGAAGCGAUAUCAAUCUCACAUGUGUUGCACUGCAGUCGCCGGCGCCACCGUCCUUCAUCUACUGGUACAAGGGCGGCCGGGUCGUUAAUUACUCGCAGCGCGGCGGCAUCAGCGUCCUGACGGAGCGGCAAACCAAAACCAGUAAAUUAGUGAUUGCGCGCGCCAUGCCAUCGGAUUCCGGCAACUACACCUGUUCGCCGAGCAGCUCAGACUCCGCCAGCGUUGUGGUGCACGUCAUCAAUGGAGAGCAGCCAGCCGCAAUGCAGCACGGCAACAGUAGCGCUAAUAGCGUUUUAAUAAAUAAUCGCAGCUUUAGCCACCGCGGCCACGGGCCGCUCGACCGAUGGUUGGCCUACCUGGGCGGGAGUAAAAAUUUAAUAUUAUCAUUAGCGUCGACCGGGCUGUGCUGGCUGGUAAAAUCGAUCAGCAGCCCGUUAGGUGGCACCGGCAGGUGAUUUACGGCGUAAAAACCCUCGCCGUGAUGUGGAGACGCACUCCAAUGUUUGUCGGGCGACAGCGGCAGUCGGCCAGCAGGAUGACGCAGUCUGGCCCCAUCCGGAAUGGAUAUCAUGUGUACAUUUAUAGUUAGAAGAAAUCUAGUCCUAAGAAAAGCAGUCUGGCGAGUGGCAAACGUUGUUCAAUGUCAGCAAAGUGUCCUCCCCGAAACCACCAAACAGUAACCGAGCGGUGCAGCAACUUGGCAGCAGGUCUGUGGCCCAUUUCGCAGUAAUCGGAUCGGAUCCAUUUGCGUUGCCAACCCAUCAAACAUGCCCCAGCUGUAACGAUACACAAGGCACCGGAAUGCGGUCAUCUCAAACCAAUUCCAAACUCCGAUUGCAAAUGUAAAUAAUCCAUUAGCCGUUACAAUUACAAAGCCCAAACACACACACACUCACUCACACAUACGAACCGUAAUGGAACGCGGCCAGCAUCGACGCGCCAUGCAUCUUGCAUGUUACCGAGCUCUUUGCAUAGCAACCAGACAGAUCACAAGGACACCGCAGCCUACUAUGCCAAAGACACCUGUUCCACCGCACACACACACCGCUACCACAUCUCAUUAACCUGCUCUCUCACCUUCGACCGUACCGCGGGCAGUGGCCGGGAAAAUGGCAGCCAUCGGGACACAAUACAAUCCCCACAAUGUAAAUACAAUGGCUGUCCAGUGUUUGAGCGCAAAACGGAUGUACGUCACGGCAUUAGCGUCAAAGCGAAGAAAGAUGUAUGAAACAGUAGCUUGGAGGUGCGUUGAGGUUCGAGGUACCGAGCGUAGCGAAUAAGACUUGUUAUCAUUAGCUGAAAACUCCCUCUUCCCCAAUCCAAAGUAAAACACCCCUUCACGUGAUUCGUUUCAAAGGCGAAUCAAAUGAAUGGGUGGUCUCUAGCGUUAAAAGUGGUAAUGUUAUCAUUUUGUCCCCCCAACCAUCCAUCCACCCACCCUUCAUGUUCGUUCGCCGGAUGACGCUUUAAGGACACAAAAACACAACCGGACAGUAACAUUCAUCAUGAGGUUUUUGUUUCACCAGCUUCGCCACAGUCUUCCCGCUGAAGCACAAAGCGCCGUCAGAGCCGUCUCUGGCAUUCUACAGGAUCUUCACUUUCCAUCACCACCACCACCACCACCAAUUCAAACAGACACUCUCACCGUGCGUCAUCUUUGUGCAAUACAUAUAUACGAUUUUACUGUACGUAAUGAUGUUGCAUAGACUCAAAUAAAUUGAUGAUUUCUUUUCUACGAA
Molecule: messenger RNA, 4634 nt
Organism: Anopheles coluzzii
Lineage: Eukaryota; Metazoa; Arthropoda; Insecta; Diptera; Culicidae
Product: protein sidekick-1-like
Exons: 5
Coding region: 2424-3350 (308 amino acids)
Biological process (GO): synapse organization
Cellular component (GO): neuron projection membrane
Source: RefSeq, a predicted model, not a curated record